Phialemonium atrogriseum is the source of this 255-nucleotide messenger RNA. RefSeq names its product cytochrome b5-like heme/steroid binding domain-containing protein. The record is from RefSeq and is a predicted model, not a curated record. Gene Ontology annotation, cellular component: membrane; intracellular membrane-bounded organelle. Gene Ontology annotation, molecular function: heme binding. The transcript is spliced from 2 exons. NCBI's taxonomy places the organism in Eukaryota, Fungi, Ascomycota, Sordariomycetes, Cephalothecales, Cephalothecaceae. Bases 1 to 255 code for a protein of 84 amino acids.
AUGUCCCAGACAUUCACCGUCGCCGAGGUCGCCAAGCACAAGGACGAGAAGGAGGGCAUGUACAUCAUUAUUGAUGGCGGAGUCUACGACGUUGCCAAUUUCCUCGAGGACCACCCUGGCGGCGCCAAGAUCCUCAAGCGCGUGGCCGGUAAAGACGCCUCCAAGCAGUUCUGGAAGUACCACAACGACAAGGUCCUGGAGAAGUACGGCGGGAAGCUGAAGGUCGGGACCGUCGCCGAGAGCGCCAAACUGUGA